Messenger RNA from Parnassius mnemosyne (clouded apollo), 1938 nucleotides. The record is from the annotation of a GenBank genome assembly. Lineage: Eukaryota; Metazoa; Arthropoda; Insecta; Lepidoptera; Papilionidae.
AUGGCCACUCCCGGUAAAUUAAAGAAAAAGAAAAAAGAAGUAGAAUUUUCUGCGGAUAAUAUUGAUAGCACAGCUCCAGUGAAGAAAAUUCUUGAAGACUUACGCCUCCAAAAUGAACAGGCUUAUAAUUUCUACUGCCAAAAUAUACGGCAACGUCUUACUACUAAGAAGAGUUUGCAAAACUUCCACUUUAUUGUACCUGGCCACCCGUUGAAUGCAUUUAGUAAGGAUUGGGAUGGACAACUUAUUUCUAAUUAUUUUGAAGCUUUCCCAUAUAAAAGUUUAAAUCCAAAAAUAAUAACAGAAUUGCAUCAUGUAAUUGAAACUGAUCCAGUAACAAAAAUUAUGAAAGUAAAAAGUGACUGGCAAUGGCAGUGUAGAAAUCUUAGAGUAACUGCUUCAUGCAGUAACAUGAUAUCCAAAUACGAAAGUUUGAAUGAGGAAGUGGUACAUUGUCCGAAGCAUUUAGUGGAUAUGGCUAUGCAUUUGGAUAGCGAUCCCGACCCGCACUUUGACAGCUCGUACAACUGGUACUAUGCUGGUAGGGGCAACAUGCAGCUCAUCUGCAUACACUGGAGGGUCUAUCUCUUACACAGCGAGUUCAGUAAAUUGUAUAUAUCUGAAUUCGACAAGAACAAUUUGACCAAAAAAUCAAGCCCUGAAGCCACAUUUGAUUGCGGUGAAGGAAUGAACAUCCUAGAAACAAUCCAUUCCUCACAAAAUAUUGUAGCUUUGCGAACCAAAAAAAAAGUAUUUAUAUUAAAAAUUCUAUUACACGACGACGAAAUUAAGUUUGAAAAAAUUAAGUCCGCAGAUUCCGAAACACCAUAUACAGGCAUAUCAUUUGAUGAUUAUCACAAAAACAUUCUGUAUGUGACUACAUUCGACAACAAUCUAACUAUUGUAAACUUAGAUAGAAUGACUGGAAGAAGUGUCAAAUUAAAAUCUAAAAGACAUCUCAUUAACGAUUGGAGCACAGUGCUAAGUUCGGAAAGAGGCUUUUACACUCAUGUUUCUACAGAUAACAUAACUUUAUAUGAUAAAAGAUCAAACGAUGUGAUUUAUCUUUGGAAAAAUCUCCGAGAUGUAACAGAUGAAGUUGGAUGCAACAAUAUUAGUUGCGCCAUACCAACAGAAGGACAGUCUUUGUACAUUGGCACAGAUCACCAUCUGUUUCUUAUGGAUUUGAGAUACUUAAAUAAGCAUAAACCCAAACCUGUCAAUAGAUGGACUCACGGCAUGCAGUGUGUUCCGACAUAUAUAUCGAAAUGCAACUUCGAGUUCAAUAAAGAUUUAAUUUGCCUUAGUAGUCAGUGGUGCGAGGACAUGUGCGUUAUACCAAACAGCAAUGACAGAGUAACAAAAGAAUCCGAUCAAGUUACUGUGACAAUACCUUAUCGUCCUCCAAGCAUAUUAAACACUUUAAAGUCCGCCCGGCAGAAGCUGCUAUGUUACGAUCUGUACAAUCCUAUAGAUGGAAGACUCCACACAGCUAUCACCGGAAAUCUCAUCGUGGAACGUGAUGACAAAUUUGACAUAUUGAUGCAGAAUUCUCUAGGCGAUAUAACUUGCCACACUAUAUUCCCUGAGCACUUGGAAAUUUUUAUGGAAGACGACAGUUGUCAACGCAUAGAUGAAUGGUGUAAAUCUUAUAAACUAGAAAGGAAGCAUUUUGAAGUUUCAUCCAUAGAAGAUAUUUCCCACGUUUGGAAUAAUUUGAAAUCUGUGCCUGAUGAUUAUAAAAUCGUACAGAAUAGGAAAUAUAUAAAGGGGAAAGACCAGUUCAAUGAGAAUGAGAUAUUCAAGGCAUUUGAGGAGGAGGAACUAGACGUAGGUCUUUUGGAGUUAUGGACAAAUCCAGCCGAGGAGACGGUUGACAAGUCGUCUUUCGCAUUAAAUCUACAUUUUUCUGAUAGUGACGAUGAUACAAUAAAAUAA